Molecule: messenger RNA, 915 nt
Organism: Cavenderia fasciculata
Lineage: Eukaryota; Evosea; Eumycetozoa; Acytosteliales; Cavenderiaceae
Product: 3-hydroxybutyryl-CoA dehydrogenase
Exons: 3
Coding region: 1-915 (304 amino acids)
Biological process (GO): fatty acid metabolic process
Molecular function (GO): oxidoreductase activity, acting on the CH-OH group of donors, NAD or NADP as acceptor; NAD+ binding
Source: RefSeq, a predicted model, not a curated record
AUGUUCAACAUUUCAAAGCAACUAUUCCAACAAUCUGCUAGAUUCUAUUCUACCUCUUCUUAUAUCAAGAAUGUAGGUGUUAUUGGAGCUGGACAAAUGGGUAGUGGUAUCGCUCAAGUCUUGUCACAAGUAGCCAAGAGAAACGUUAUUGUGGUCGAUCAAAACCAAGACAUGUUGGACAAGUCACAAAAGCUCAUUGGUUCAUUGUUGACCAAGGCCGUUGAAAAGGGAAAGAUUACAGAGGAUGACAAAAAGUCGACCAUCUCUCGUAUUCAAUACGCAAAGUCUAUCGAAUCGUUAAAGGAUGCAGACUUUGUCAUUGAAGCUAUCGUUGAAAACACUGAAGUUAAAUGCAAACUCUUUAACGAUCUCUCCAAGAUUGUCAAGACUGAUACUAUCUUGGCUUCAAAUACUUCUUCCAUCUCUAUCACCAAGAUUGCUUCUGCUGCUGCUUUACCUGAAAAGGUUAUUGGAAUGCAUUUUAUGAAUCCAGUACCAGUAAUGCAAUUAGUUGAAGUAAUUUCAGGAUUACAAACUUCAAAAGAUACACAUUCAAUCACAUUGGAUUUGGCUAAAGAGAUGGGUAAGACUACUACCAAUGCCAAGGAUAUGCCGGGAUUCAUUGCCAAUCGUUUGUUGAUGCCAUAUAUCAAUGAAGCUGUACAAACACUCUAUGAAGGUAUUGGUACUGUCGAAGACAUUGAUACUACCAUGAAGCUUGGUUGCAACAUGCCAAUGGGCCCACUUACACUCGGUGACUUUAUCGGUCUUGACACUUGUCUCUCGAUCAUGAACGUUCUCCACUCUCAACUCGGUGACUCUAAAUACAGACCUUCUCCAUUACUCAUCAAAUACGUUGAAGCUGGUCGUCUUGGUAGAAAGAGUGGUCAAGGUUUCUAUAAUUACUCUAAAUAA